GAUCGAGGGCGAAAAAGCAGAGCUGUUCCGUGUUUUCUGCAGAAGGCGAGAGUCCAUUGUAGUCUAUUACUCGUCGAGAGGGACAUGUUCAGGUUAUUCUUAUAACAAACACCCCAAAUGCACUGUUUUGAUUACAAGUGACAUCUAAUCCUUACAAGAGCGAGCACCACCUAUAGGAGAUCGAAAGUGUAUUUUUCCCCCCCAUGGCUCGGUAAACGGAUGCAACAAUAUGCGGAUGGUUUUUACAUCAUCUGGUACAAAAUCUCUGUUCACAGGCGGCAUCUUAAAAAGGAUAGAUAGACAGGAGAUGCCAAACGUCGAGUCACUGGAGAAUGAAAACCUACAUUGAAAGAUCACGUUCAUCUUUGGCCAUCGACACAUGUUAAAUGGAUACAGAAUGGGUAAAUAAUGACGCUUAUUGUUUUCAGUCAUUCGAUCAUUUAUAUGGGUAUGACAAUAGCGGUCCUCUAUAGCACCUUUUUCAAAAUAGAAAUAUAGCCAAACGAUUUAACCCUGAAAUCACAGGCAACAAACUCAUCAAUAUGUGUAAUGAGGGCAAGAAAUAUGAUAUCCCUGUACUUUAGGCUGGAAAACCGCGUUGCUUAAUAAUAGGGCAAAAAGACUUAAGUAUUUUAAAUGGAUAGCCACGAUGGUGUCAUUUUGGACAUCCAUUUUACAAGUUCUAUCUUUUUUCUCUCUUUGAUAGAGCGCAACAUGUAGCCUAUUUCCUGUGUGCGCUGUAAAAUCAGAAGUCACGCAUAGUUCUCCGGGGAUAUUCUCAACUGAGGACAGAGGCGCAGUUUUCUCAAGACAAAUAUUGGUAGGGAACGACAGACAUUGCUCUCAGUAUCAGUCUGUCAACUGCAAAGAAAAAACCAACCUAGGCCUCUUUUGCACAGGCUGUCCAUAUUUCCCAGUAACUUUCUUAAAAAUCCCUUUUUUUCCCAACGUGGAUUGCUAGUCAGGUGACAUCUCAGGUGGGGGGGGGCACAAUUCAUGAUCAAACGGCAUCCCAUAUUCUUCACUUCUUUUGAGUUUUCACCAUGGAAACCCCAUGUGAACAAUGGUGAUGACCUUGAUACAAUGAAUAUAAAAGAGAAGGGUGUCAAUGUAAACAAAGUUUUGCAUUCGAAAAGAAACAAAGCUACAUUAUCGCCCUCACUUUAUUCUUAGUGAGUUUUCCAUGGGCUCACUUAAGGAAAAUUAACAUGGUCCAGGAGACCCUUCAAAUCUCCUUUUGUCUUAAGUCUACAUUUGGAGGACAUUGGAUUGGUGAAUCAACUGACAGAAUCAACUGACACUGUCAGAGACGUGUACCUAACGAAUAUGUGAGGAAAGCUAUUCCAAAGUGCAGGGCCUGACAAUCAAGACACUACGUGUGAUUUAAAGGACAUUUGUGACACCUCAGGGCAAAGGGUUCAGUUUACACACAUAUGAGAAUAAAAGGGAACCUGAUGAGAGAGCAUGAUGUAGGCCUGCGUUUGAACCUUACAACAGUACCUUGAGGAAUUUUACACCUGCAGAACUACAAACAGAUUCCCACUUUUUUUUACGACGAGGUCACAGGAAGAAUACAAAACUUAGUCAGCAUUCACGAUGCCUCGCAACCGGGCCUUCUCAGAGCCGGAGUACUCAGCAGAGUAUUCAGCGGACUGCUCUGUGACCCUACCAUCAGACCCGGGCCAGGCCGUGGGGCGCACGCACGAGGUAACGGUUCGCAGCCAAGGGUGCUGCCUCUGCCUACCACGCUUCAUGCGUCUCACCUUUGCACCCGAGUCUCUGGAGAACCUCUAUCAGACCUAUUUCCGCCGGCAGCGACACGAAACCCUGCUGGUUCUGGUUGUGUUUGCUGCCCUGUUUGACAGCUACAUCAUUGUCAUGUGCGCUGUGGUCUACACGGGUGAAAAGCUGGCCUCUGUGGUGGUGGCAUCAGUGGGCCUGGCAUCAGACAUCCUACUCUAUGUGUUGUGCUGCUACGGCCUGCUACCCGACCGCAUCUCACGACGUGUGGUGCCCUACGCCCUGUGGGUGCUCAUAGCGGCCCAGAUCUUCUGCUACCUGGGCCUGAACUAUGCCCGCUUCCACCAGGCCAGUGACACAGUGGGCUGGCAGGCCUUCUUUAGCUUCUCCUUCUUCCUGACACUGCCCUUGCGGCUCACGCCCAUUGUGCUGAUCACAUCCGUGUCAUGCGGGGUCCACACCCUGGUGCUGGGGGUCACCAUUGCACAGCAGCAGCAGGAGGAUAUCCAGGGGGCUGCCCUCGGGAGACAGCUGCUGGCCAACAUAGUGAUCUAUGUGUGUGCGAUCACUGUGGGCGUCAUGUCCUACUACAUGGCAGACCGGAAACACCGCAAGGCCUUCCUGGAAGCACGGCAGUCCCUGGAGGUCAAACUCAAUCUGGAGGAACAGAGCCAGCAACAGGAGCGUCUCUUGCUGUCCAUCCUGCCCAAGCAUAUAGCAGACGAGAUGUUGCAGGACAUGAAGAAGAAAGAAGCCAGUCAGACUGGACAGAAGGAGAUGCAGCAGUUCAACACCAUGUACAUGUAUCGCCACGAAAACGUCAGUAUUUUGUUUGCAGACAUUGUGGGAUUCACUCAGCUGUCAUCAUCAUGCAGUGCCCAUGAGCUGGUCAAGCUCCUCAAUGAACUGUUUGCCCGCUUUGACAAGCUGGCUGCCAAAUACCACCAGUUGAGAAUAAAGAUCCUGGGUGACUGUUACUACUGCAUCUGUGGCCUGCCAGACUACAGAGAGGACCACGCUGCCUGCUCCAUCAUGAUGGGCCUGGCCAUGGUGGAGGCCAUUUCGUAUGUUCGUGAGAAGACCGGGACAGAUGUGGACAUGCGUGUGGGGGUACACACUGGCACUGUCCUGGGGGGCGUCCUGGGACAGAAGCGGUGGCAGUAUGACGUCUGGUCCACUGACGUCACCGUGGCCAAUAAGAUGGAGGCGGGAGGAAUACCAGGGCGUGUGCACAUCUCCCAGGCCACCAUGGAGUGUCUGCACGGGGAGUUUGAUAUGGAGCCGGGGAACGGGGGCGACCGCUGUGAGUACCUGAAGGAGAGGGGCAUCGACUCCUACCUGGUGGUGGUGCCCAAGGGCCCCUUGGGAAAGAACGGCAUCAACGGGGUGAAGUUGUCUGUGAUGUCGUCCAAUGGGAACUCUCCAUUGUUGAUCAACACCACUGAGUGUAAUGGGAGUGUCCACACAGCCUGCACCACACCAGACGACCCAGAGGAGCUGGACACACGGGUGGUGAACCCUUCGUUCCCCAACCCUCGGCGGAGGCUAAGACUGCGGGACCUGGCCGAGAGGGUGAUUGAUGCCCAAGAGAACGAACAGGAGCUCAACAAACUGCUCAAUGAGGCACUGCUGGAGAGAGAGACCGUACAAGCUCUGAAGGGGAAACACACCAAUCGUCUGUCCCUGCGCUUUGUGGACCCUGAGCUGGAGACCCGCUACUCCGUAGAAAAGGAGAAGCAGAGCGGAGCUGCCUUCAGCUGCUCCUGUGUAGUGCUCCUGUUCACUGCAGCCAUGGAAGUCCUCAUAGACCCUCGGAUGAUAGCAAACUACGUGACCCUAGCUGUGGGAGAGGUCCUGCUGCUCGUCCUAACUGUCUGCUCUCUGGCGGCCAUCUUCCCUCGAGUUUUCCCUAAGAGGCUGGUGUCUUUCUCCACAUGGAUCGACCACACCCGCUGGGCACGGAACACAUGGGCCAUGGCAGCAAUCUUCAUCCUCACCAUGGCCGACAUUGUGGACAUGCUGAGCUGUCCCCGUCCCUCUGGAAACGCCACAAUGGCUCCACCUUCCUCUGUUGUCCAAUCCGGGGCAGAGGGCUGUCUGGACAACCCCAAGUACUACAGCUACAUCGCCGUGCUGGCACUCAUGGCGACCACCAUGCUGGUACAGGUCAGCCACAUGGUCAAAGUCACACUCAUGCUCCUCAUCACCAUAGCGACGGGCAUCGUCAACAUCUACAGCUGGAGGGACAUAUUUGACCGCUACGAUAUGGCCCGCUUCCAGGACUACAGGUCUUACCUGGUUCCCUCCAAAUAUGCCAUGACUAUCAUGAUCUUCAUCAUGAUGAUCAGCUUCUACUACUUUUCUCGACAUGUGGAGAAGCUAGCACGUACUCUGUUCUUGUGGAAGAUUGAGGUCCAUGAGCAGAAGGAGAAGGUGUAUGAGAUGAGGCGCUGGAACGAGGCGCUGGUCACUAACAUGCUGCCAGAGCACGUAGCACGCCACUUCCUGGGCUCCAAGAAAAGGGACGAGGAGCUGUACAGCCAGUCAUAUGAUGAGAUUGGGGUGAUGUUCGCCUCCAUCCCCAACUUCUCAGACUUCUACACAGAGGAGAGCAUCAACAAUGGGGGGAUUGAGUGCCUCAGGUUCCUCAACGAAAUAAUCUCCGAUUUUGACAGCCUCCUGGACGAGUCUCAGUUCCGCUGCAUCACCAAAAUCAAAACCAUUGGCAGCACUUACAUGGCAGCGUCAGGAGUCACUCCUGACGUCAACAACGGCUACGCCUGUCUGAAGAAAGAGGAGCUGACUGACAGAGAGCGCUGGCAGCAUUUGGCAGAUCUGGCUGACUUUGCUCUGGCCAUGAAGGUCUCGCUCAUGAACAUCAACUACCAGUCCUUCAACAACUUUAUGCUACGCAUAGGUUUGAAUAAAGGGGGGGUUCUGGCAGGAGUGAUUGGUGCCCGGAAGCCUCACUAUGACAUCUGGGGAAACACUGUGAAUGUGGCCAGUCGCAUGGAGUCCACAGGGGUCAUGGGUAACAUCCAGGUGGUGGAAGAUUGUUACCACAUCUUGAAGGAGUACGGAUUCCGUUUUGUGAGGAGGGGACCUAUCUUUGUGAAGGGGAAAGGAGAGCUGCUUACCUACUUUCUGAAGGGUAGAGAAAAACAGGGCUCCUUCAUCAACGGCUCCUCGGUCACCCUGCCACACCAAGUGGUGGACAACUCCUGACCUGCGUGUCAAUGCUCACAGAAACACACACGCAUAAUCAGAAAUAUACAUUGUAAUGUAUAAGUGAGAUCUGAAUUCAUGCUUAUACCAACACUCUUUCAGAAUUGCAAAGUAUGUCAGAGGAUAUGGACAUCUUGCAAAGAAAGAAGAUUUGUCCUGCCUCCCCCUCCCCCACCCUGCCUGUUCAAAUACUUUUUUUGCAAACUACAAAGCUUUUGAAAAUAGUGCUCAGCUAUUUGCACUAGAGACUUAUGAACACAUAUCACGGUACUGUAUAGUCACACAUAGUUACACACAGUCUUAGACAAACACUCUUAUUCAGAAACACAGUCUGACAAACACACAUUCAUGUACUCACUGCAAUGCCAUCCUUACGACGCGCUCAAGCCAGAUGCAUCAUGGCUGUUGGACUAAAUGCCUCAUUUUGAAUACUUUCCCCCUUUUACAAAAUACUUUAUAUUUGGAAAAGAAUGGAUUUCAUUGUGUUUGUUACAGUAUCUCCAAACUGCUUGGAGAUGGCGAUGACCUGAGAUAAGAUGGUAGAGGUGUGUGUGUGUGUGUGUGUGUGUGUGUGUGUGUGUGUGUGUGUGUGUGUGUGUG
This is a messenger RNA of Oncorhynchus tshawytscha (Chinook salmon), 5565 nucleotides long. Its product is annotated as adenylate cyclase type 3-like. Lineage: Eukaryota; Metazoa; Chordata; Actinopteri; Salmoniformes; Salmonidae. The record is from RefSeq and is a predicted model, not a curated record. The coding region runs from base 1597 to 4965 and encodes 1122 amino acids. The transcript is spliced from 20 exons. Gene Ontology annotation, cellular component: plasma membrane. Gene Ontology annotation, biological process: cAMP biosynthetic process; intracellular signal transduction; adenylate cyclase-activating G protein-coupled receptor signaling pathway. Gene Ontology annotation, molecular function: adenylate cyclase activity.